Molecule: messenger RNA, 2151 nt
Organism: Aspergillus clavatus NRRL 1
Lineage: Eukaryota; Fungi; Ascomycota; Eurotiomycetes; Eurotiales; Aspergillaceae
Gene: ccg9
Product: putative trehalose synthase (Ccg-9)
Exons: 5
Coding region: 1-2151 (716 amino acids)
Molecular function (GO): glycosyltransferase activity
Source: RefSeq, a predicted model, not a curated record
AUGCCUCAGGAUUCCCUCUGCUUCCGGCGGCGGUCGUCUGUGCACCAGCAGCGUCGUUUGUCCGUCGACUUCAAGAAGAAUUCAUGGACUGCACCUCCUUCCGGGACCGUUUAUGCGGGUGUCUCGGUGUUGUUCACAGAUGAUGGACAUGCCACCAUUGCUCUGGCCGUUCGCGAUGCGACGUAUCUUCUCGAAUUCAUUCAGGAGAAGAUCACACCGAAGGAUGGCCAGAGUCUGCCCGAUGCCAUCAGCGACUUCAUCCUGAAGCAACUGGAAUCGUUUACCGAUAAGCAUCUGGAGAAAUUCAUGGGCGUCGCAAUGCCACAGCGGAUAGCAGAGAUAUGCCCGGACAUCUGUUCUCGCCUGUGGGCAGAGCUGGAUAUUAUCCCACUCGUCCUUCCCGAGGAGACUGAGCAGAGACCCGAAAAAACCAAUGUGCCUCUUCCCACGUACCCGGGUUGGGAAACCCGAUCAAUUGAUGAACAAGCAGAAUCUAUGGGGCGGAAAUGUGUCAGGUUGUUCGGCCCAGAAAACAUUCCUCUGCUCCAGGUCGGCUUUCUGGGCUUGGUGGAGGUCGAUUCCGCAUUUUAUGUUCACCUUACCAAACUGCAUGACUACCCGAAGACCGUAGGACCCCGGACCUGGGACUCCAUCAAGUACUAUGUCGACGAUCUCAAGAAGAGGAACGUCAAGGUAGCUUUCUUCAGUGCGACGCCCCAAGGAGGUGGUGUAGCCCUAAUGAGACACGCCAUGGUGAGAUUCGCUCACGCAGCUGGAAUUGAUAUCAAAUGGUAUGUGCCAAAGCCACGACCGGGUGUCUUUCGUAUCACCAAGACCAACCACAACAUCCUGCAAGGCGUGCAGAACCCGGGAGAACGGCUGACGAAAGAAGACUGGGACAAGGUCACAGACUGGAUUGAGGAGAAUGCUAAGAGAUAUUGGCUGAUCCCGGGAGGGCCCUUGCGGCACCCGUCCGAAGGAGGUGCCGAUGUCAUUAUCGCAGAUGAUCCUCAGAUGCCAGCACUGAUUGAAAUCGCCAAAAACAUGGCGCCAGAACGGCCCGUCAUCUUCCGUAGCCAUAUUCAGAUCCGGAGCGAUCUCAUCGCCCAACCUGACACUCCACAGGCAGAAGCAUGGGGCCGCAUGUGGGAGUUGAUCCAGAAGGCGGAUCUUUUCAUCUCCCAUCCGGUGAGCUCAUUCGUACCAACGAAUGUCCCCAAAGACAUUGUGGGGUACAUAGGGGCAUCGACCGACUGGCUGGACGGACUGAAUAAGAACAUGCGGGACUGGGAUGUCGCGUACUAUGGCCGCGUUUUCAAUGCAUCUUGCAGAAAUUCCGGCAUGCCCCUGAUCAACUUCCCUAAUGGUAAGACCGAUCCUCCUAUUGCAAUCUCGGACCCAGCUAUUGUUGACAUGGCUAACUUUACACUGUUAGACGAGUAUAUUGUUCAGAUUGCUCGCUUUGACCCGUCCAAGGGAAUCUUCGACGUUGUGGAUUCUUACGAAAAGUUCUACAACCGUCUGACUGCCGCGUUCCCCGACACGAAGCCCCCCAAAUUGUUGAUCUGCGGACACGGGUCUGUUGAUGACCCGGACGGGUCUCUCAUCUACGAUGCCGUCGUGUCCCACAUCGAACAUAACAUCCCCUACUUGAUUGAGAACAUCUGUGUGAUGCGACUGGGACCUUCGGAUCAGGUUCUGAACGCGCUGCUCUCCAAGGCCAAAGUGGCUCUGCAACUGUCCACGCGCGAGGGAUUCGAGGUCAAGGUUUCCGAGGCCAUUCACAAAGGCACGCCGAUCAUCGCGACCCGGGCAGGCGGCAUCCCCUUGCAGGUGGAGAACGGCAAGAAUGGUUUCCUGGUCGAUGUCGGCGACACCGAUGCAGUGGCGCAACAUUUGUUCGAUCUCUGGACGGACGACGAGCUGUACAACCGGAUAAGCCGCUAUGGAAUCAAGAACGUGUGCGACGAAGUCAGCACGGUUGGACACAGCUUGAACUGGAUCUACCUUGCGUCCAAGCUGUCGAAGCACGAGCCCGUCAAGCCGAAUGGCAGGUUCAUUAACGAUAUGGCCCGCGAGGAGGCAGGCUAUCCGUAUCUGCCUGAGGAGAACCGGCUGACCCGGGCCGUCGAGGUGAAGAACAUGGGCUGA